This is a messenger RNA of Cylicocyclus nassatus, 1735 nucleotides long. The record is from the annotation of a GenBank genome assembly. Lineage: Eukaryota; Metazoa; Nematoda; Chromadorea; Rhabditida; Strongylidae.
AGGAAUUUGCUGCUCUUUUUGAAGGCAGCUGCUUUUGUAGGUUACUCAUAUCUGGGCAGAACACGAUGAGCGGAUCAUGUUUUGUGGACAAUGUACUUUAUUUGGCUGAUUCUUACAAGCUCACUCACCAUAACCAGUAUCCUGAGGGAACUACAAAUGUUUAUUCAUACUUUGAAAGCAGAGGCGGAAAGUUUCCGGAGGUGUGUUUCUUUGGAUUACAGUACAUCUUAAAACGAUGGCUUGUUGGUGUUGUUGUAACGCACGAAAUGAUUGAUGAUGCUAUAGAGUUCUACAAGCUUCACUUUACUAUGGAUGUUUUCAAUGAAGCCGGUUGGAGGCAUAUUGUUGAUAAGCAUCAUGGGCGUCUCCCUCUGCGUAUUAAAGCUGUUCCAGAAGGGACAGUAGUACCGACAAAAAAUGUUUUGUUCACAAUUGAAAAUACAGAUCCAAAAGUACCAUGGCUUACCAACUGGUUCGAGACGUUACUCGUACAAACCUGGUAUCCUAUGACAGUUUGCACUAGCUCACGAGCUUUCAAGCAGUUGAUUGCUAAAUAUCUCGAUGCUACCAGUGAUUCCAUAGAUGGUUUACCGUUCAAGCUGCAUGAUUUUGGUUAUCGAGGCUGUUCCUCUGUGGAAAGUGCUGGCAUUGGUGGAGCCGCACAUAUGGUUAACUUUGUUGGUACCGAUACCAUAGCUGGACUACGACUUUGUCGGAAGUAUUAUUCAUGCGAAAUGGCUGGUUUCAGUAUUCCAGCCACAGAGCACAGCACUAUAACAACAUGGAAGAAGUCGGGAGAAUUAGCGGCGUUUCGACACAUGUUGCAGCAAUAUCCCAAAGGGCUCAUUUCUGUUGUCUCUGACUCUUAUGACGUCUUUCACGCUGUCUCAGCCAUAUGGGGUGAGCAGCUUCAUGACGAAGUCAUCAAACGAGGUGAACGUGGUUGUCUCGUGAUUCGACCGGAUUCAGGAGAUCCAGUCACAGUUUUAGUCAAGGUGCUGACAUUGCUUGAGGAGAAGUUCCCAGUUACUAAGAAUAGGAAGGGAUACAAAAUAUUACCUCCGUAUUUGCGAGUUAUACAGGGUGAUGGUAUCAAUUAUGAAUCUACAGGAAAAAUACUUGAGGCUUUGAAGCAAGCUGGCUGGAGCACAGAUAAUGUAGUAUUCGGUGCAGGAGGUGCUCUGCUCCAAAGGAUUGAUCGUGACACACAAAAAUGUGCGUUCAAAUGCAGUCAUGUUAUUGUCAAUGGCGAACACAGGGACGUUUACAAGAAUCCGGCUACUGAUAAGGAGAAACGUUCAAAGAAAGGUUAUCUUACGUUAGUGCGGAAUGCUUCUGGUUUGAUAGAAACUGUCCAGGAAGGACAUGGAGAUCCGAGAGAGGAUCUUCUCCAAACAGUCUUUGAAAACGGUAAACUACUUGUCGACUGGACUUUAGAUGAAAUUCGAGAGAGAGCUGAAAUUGAUUUGGUGAAGAACAAGAAGAAGAAGUAUGUCAAUGGAGUUCAUAAAGGUAUUGAAUAGUCACUGUUCCUGUUAAUCCUCAUGGUCAAAGUGCUUACCAAUUAAUUAAAUAACUCCCAUUCACUCAGGGACUCGUUGAAGUUAGGUUUGUUGUUAUGAGAUAAGCAUCUCCUCCUGUUUAUCAUUUCCCUUCAUGAUCCUCGUUCCAUGAUCUUUUAUAUGCUAUACUUGCUAUUUUACCCGGUAUUAGAUUCUGUAUUAUCUAAUCACUC